This is a messenger RNA of Fimicolochytrium jonesii, 1224 nucleotides long. RefSeq lists its product as uncharacterized. The transcript has 2 exons. The coding region runs from base 1 to 1224 and encodes 407 amino acids. NCBI's taxonomy places the organism in Eukaryota, Fungi, Chytridiomycota, Chytridiomycetes, Spizellomycetales, Powellomycetaceae. The record is from RefSeq and is a predicted model, not a curated record.
AUGAAGAUUAACAUCUUCUGGCUGGUAGCCUCUCUGGCCCUCUGGGCGGCCAUCGUCGUCGCUCAAACCACAACCACUACGACUGAUACCACCUCCUCCACCGAUACGGCGGCUCAGUCAUCAAAGUCUGCUUCCACAUCUGCGUCCACGUCUGCUUCCACGUCUGCUUCCACGUCUGCUGCAACGUCUGAUUCAACGUCUGCUGCCACGGCUGCCACAUCUACCAAUACCAACACAGCUACUCCGACCACUUCUACCAGCGUCAGUGCUGCUGCCACAACCGCCUCUACAUCUACGUCAUCCAAUACCAACGCAGCAGCCACCACCGCAUCGACUAGCAUCAGCGCCGGUUCCGCGUCUACCACCGUCACUAGCUCUGCAUCUUCUACCGCCACUGGCAGCAACGUAGUUACCACGACCUCGUCUACUACCGCCGCGGGCCGCGCAACCGGCACCGUUACUGCUAGCAGCAGCCAGACUGCCACGGCUUCGUCUACCAUCAGCUCAGUAGCGUCAAGCACACCCACAGCACCGAUCAUCGUCCCACGCAUUGUCUAUCCCAUCUACAAGAUUGAAGAGACAGAGUGGGACGGCAAACGCAGUUUUGCCAACGUUACGUGGAUCCCCAGUUACGGUAAAGACGCAGGUUGGAUCUACCCGGCCGCUCCGUACCCGUUCCCUUACUUUACCAACGUCGACAAGCCGGACGAAGGGUGGCAGCCUGCCAACUACAACCAGGACGUCAUCCGCGAACCCUACCCGUGCUUCGUCAACUUCAAUGGUUUACCAACCAAGGGCCAAUGUCAAGUCGACCGUCCGAUGGUGUACAACUACACAACAUCGUUCACGGAUAAUGGAACCCAUCCAGAAGACGAGUGCAGCUACAACAAUGGCACCGUGAACCUCUACGAGCACAAGUACCAGUACCCGUGCACCUCAAACUCUUCGACCAUGUGCAACGGCACCUACACCUCCCAGUCUCCGAAGCCAUUCGAUAUGGUGAACCCGAACCUCUACCCGCCAUCAAACCCGUUGUAUUUCAACUUGACGGCUAACAACGUAACCUACCCAGCCAGCGCUACAAACUACAACAUCACCGGCCUUCCAAACCAGUACUUCGGAACUGACUACGUGUUGCCCACGGACACAUUCGGUUAUCAGCACAAUUUCACCCAAUCCAAACACGCAAGUGCCAUGCGACAAAAACAAUAUGCCCUCAAGUGA